This is a messenger RNA of Heterobasidion irregulare TC 32-1, 2199 nucleotides long. RefSeq names its product oligopeptide transporter. The transcript is spliced from 33 exons. Gene Ontology annotation, molecular function: oligopeptide transmembrane transporter activity. Bases 1 to 2199 code for a protein of 732 amino acids. Gene Ontology annotation, biological process: transmembrane transport. The record is from RefSeq and is a predicted model, not a curated record. NCBI's taxonomy places the organism in Eukaryota, Fungi, Basidiomycota, Agaricomycetes, Russulales, Bondarzewiaceae.
AUGUCAGGCGCCAUAUUCGACGACCCGAACCUCGACAAGGCCCACCUCGUCGAUCUCGACGACGAAUCACCGUACCCCGAGGUGCGGUCCGCCGUCGCCAACACGGACGACCCGACCAUGCCCGUGUCGACGCUGCGCACCUGGGUCAUCGGCCUCAUCUGGGCGAUCCUCAUCCCUGGGCUGAACCAGUUCUUCUUCUUCCGGUUCCCAUCCGUGAACAUUGGCGGUAUCGUGGCGCAGCUGUUGAGUUUCCCCAUCGGUCGUGCGUGGGCCGCCUACGUUCCCGCGUGGCGCAUUUUUGGGACGUCGCUCAAUCCUGGGCCUUUCUCGGUGAAGGAACAUGUCCUUAUCACGAUCAUGGCAUCCGUCGGUUCUGGUUCUGCGUAUGCGACGGAUAUCAUAGCCGUUCAGCGGGUUUAUUAUAACCAGCAAUACAACUUUAUUUACCAGUGGAUGGUGGUAAUGUCCACCCAGCUGAUCGGUUUCUCCAUUGGAGGCAUCGCAAGGAGGUUCCUUGUCUCCCCACCGUCCAUGAUCUGGCCCGCGAAUCUGGUCAGCUGCGCACUCUUCAAUACGCUGCAUUCGCAGCAGUAUGCAGGUAUCGGCAACCGUGGAGGCAUCAGCCGUGAGAGGUUCUUCGUGUUCGGCUUCCUUGCGUCGUUUUCCUGGUAUUUCAUCCCCGGGUACCUCUUCCAGGCACUGUCGUUCUUUUCCUGGGUUACCUGGAUUCGACCAGAAGAUACCACUAUCUCUCAGUUGUUUGGAUACGUCCAUGGUUUGGGCAUGUCGGUCGUCACGUUUGAUUGGAGUCAGAUCGCCUACAUCGGAUCUCCUCUUGCGACGCCAUGGUGGGCUGAAGCCAACAUAUUUGGCGGUUUCAUCUUGUUCUUCUGGAUCAUCACGCCUAUUAUCUACUUUACGAACACGUGGUUCAGCGCCUUCAUGCCGAUCUCUUCACGAACAUCAUACGAUAAUCAGUUAAACACAUACAACGUCUCGCGUAUUCUCAACGCCGACUCCACCAUCAACCUUGAGGCCUAUCAUGCGUAUAGCCCUCUGUUCCUCUCCACGACAUUUGCGAUGUCAUAUGGGCUUUCGUUCGCCUCGAUCACCGCAACCCUCAUGCACGCCUUGCUCUACUUCCGGAAGCAGAUCUGGGUGCAAUCGCGUCGCUCGCUCAGCGAGCAACCCGAUGUCCACGCUCGACUCAUGUCGCGAUAUCCUCAAGUUCCUGAAUGGUGGUAUCUUAUCGUCUUUUUGUCCAUGUUCGUCUUUGGUAUUAUUAGUAUCGAGGCGUGGCCCACUGAGAUGCCAGUAUGGGCCUUCGUGCUUGCCCUCGUUAUCGCGUUUACCUACGUGAUUCCGGUCGGUAUGAUUCAGGCCAUCACAAACCAGCAAAUUGGGUUGAACGUCAUUACCGAGCUGAUCAUAGGCUAUGCUCUUCCUGGCCGUCCCAUCGCUAUGAUGAUGUUCAAGACGUGGGGAUACAUCACAAUGGCGCAAGCCUUGACUUUUGCCUCAGAUUUCAAACUCGGUCACUACAUGAAGAUAUCGCCCAAACCGAUGUUCUGGUCUCAAGUGGUCGCGACAAUAAUUGCUGGCACCGUCCAACUGGGGGUUCAGGCAUGGAUGUUCACUAAUAUCCCGGACAUGUGUUCACCGGAGCAAAAAGAUGGAUUUAUAUGUCCCAGUACUGAGGUGUUUGGAACAGCGUCCAUUAUCUGGGGUGUCAUUGGCCCAGCCCUUCAAUUCUCCAAGGGCCAGACUUACUAUCCGCUCCUGUAUUUCUUCCUGGUCGGCGCCAUCGCGCCAGCUAUCCCGUGGGUCAUCACAAAGAAGUGGCCGAACAGUAUUCUUAAAUAUAUCAACCCGGUGAUCUUCAACGGCACUGGCCUAAUCCCUCCUGCCACUGCGAUCAACUACGUGCCUUGGGCCAUCGUUGGAUUCAUAUUCCAAUAUGUCAUUAGGAAGCGCCAUUUCUCUUGGUGGACGAAGUAUAACUACGUGUUAUCCGCGGCAUUGGAUUCUGGCCUCGCCGUAUCCAUCCUCGUGAUAUUUUUCACUCUCGAAUUCCCCAAGAACGGAACGAUUGGCUUGACCAACAUCCAGAGCUGGUGGGGUAAUACAGUCCCGUUUACUGGUGCGGACAACCUCGGGACGCCAGUACAGCAGCUCGCGCCUGGACAAACCUUCGGGUAA